Drosophila bipectinata is the source of this 3730-nucleotide messenger RNA. It is a transcript of the gene Mco1, whose product is annotated as Multicopper oxidase 1. The record is from RefSeq and is a predicted model, not a curated record. Gene Ontology annotation, molecular function: copper ion binding; oxidoreductase activity. NCBI's taxonomy places the organism in Eukaryota, Metazoa, Arthropoda, Insecta, Diptera, Drosophilidae.
AAAGCGCCUUAGCUGCAUCUGUCGCGAGUUAGUUGCAGUUUAGACGGCGAGCGGUACGCAUCGAGUUACGAAUAGGUUUCCGGUGCGAUUUCCCGGACCAUUUCCCGUAAGGACUUUGCCCAGCCGAUUCCGUCGUGUGAUCGGGAUCCGAGAGAAUUCCGUGAAGCAGACCCCAGUCUGGUACCCAGGCAAUAAAAUUCAAUCGCGUCGGUGCUAAGCAAAUAGUAUUUUGUGAUAUCAUAAUGCCCAGCGACGUGUGAUAAGUGCAAAAACCUGCUGGGAUAAAGCCACGAAAGAGCGAUCUCCACCGCGGACACUGACUAACACACUUCACGUAGGCCAUAAAUUUAUUAAGUGUGUUCCAUAAAAAUUUUUAUAAACAUUAACUUUGAUAUAACACGGUGAGGAUCGUUUUGUGGCGAAAUUAUUGCUUUGUAAUUUUCAAAACACUAUAAGGCAAUUGGUGGUUAAAAUAAACAACAACUUCCGCAUAAAAUUCAAUAACUUCCAAAAUAUUCAAUAAGAGACAGUCACAUCCAACCAAAAAAAAGUCGAAAUAAAAACAAUAACCGCAAAUUGAAUAAGCGUAAGCCAUAAUUAUGACCAAAUGAGCCUGGCCGAAACAAAAACAACAACUACCACAAGCAUUAUCAUAAAUAAUAACAAAACCAGCAACAAAAUGCGGGUCAUCAACAGCAGAUUAAACGCGACGCUGUUAACGUUAACAGUCCUAACAGCCAUGUGUGUGGGGCUGGCCAGUGGCUUGCAAACUGUAAAUGAAACAAAGGUUGACAAUACCAUAUGCCUUUACCAGGAACACAAUAAUACGUACCGCAAGGAACUCGGAGCUGUGUGGUUUUCUGCCAAGGAUCCCUGUCUGGUAUACUCCUGUGCAGCGGGAGUGGCCAAGGAUCCUCAGGCUCAUAUAGUGGUUACCCAGGUCGACUGCAAUGAGUUCUACUGCGAAGUGGGUUCUGAGCUGCGUAGUGUCGAGGGUAGCUGUUGCGGGGAAUGUGUGAGAACUCACUGCCAGCACAAUCACUCCCUGUAUGCUGUGGGUGAGUCCUGGCACAAUGAUGCCGAUUGCACUUUGCUGGAAUGUGGCCGCCUGGCCAAUGGACAGAUCAUCAUAAACACCUACAAGAGGAACUGUCCCGCCUUGACCGAAGACUGUCCGCCAUCCAGGUUGGAGGAGAGAAACUGCUGUCCCUACUGCAGACCCUUAAAGGCAUCCCGAGUGGAAGAAAUCGCGGAAGCUGAUGCGGCGGAGUCCUCCGAUGACAUUUGGACCGCCGAGUUUUAUCGCCAGCAUCCCUGCAACCGAGACUGCCAGAUGGGAGCUGAGCCCAUGACCUGCCGGUACAAAUUCGUGGUGGAGUGGUACCAGACCUUCUCCAAGGCCUGCUUCGACUGCCCUCGGAACCUCACAGACUGCUCCCGGCCGCACUGCGUCAUGGGCGACGGCCUCGAGCGGAGCAUCACUGUGGUAAACCGCAUGAUGCCAGGGCCCUCUAUAGAAGUCUGCGAAGGCGAUCAGAUUGUGGUGGAUGUGAAGAACCAUCUGCUGGGCGAGAGCACCACCAUCCACUGGCAUGGUCUGCACCAAAAGAAGACGCCCUAUAUGGACGGAGUGCCGCACAUAACGCAGUGUCCCAUCACGCCGCAUGCCACGUUCCGGUACUCCUUCCCAGCCGAUCUUUCGGGAACUCAUUUCUGGCACUCGCACACGGGAAUGCAGCGCGGCGAUGGGGUCUUUGGAGCUCUCAUCAUCCGGAAACCCAAAGCCGCCGAGCCCCAUGGCGCACUCUACGAUUUCGAUUUGAGUGAUCAUGUGAUGGUUGUCCAGGAUUGGAUCCAUGAGCCGGGAGUUAGUGUGUUUGCCUUCCACCACCAUUCCCGUGGUGACAACAAGCCACACAACCUACUCAUCAAUGGCCGAGGGCGUUAUUACAAUCGCAUUUGGGAGGAGGCCAAGCAAAUGCAUCGUCGUACUGAGGAGAGUAGAACCACCCAGCCUCUGGAACCACUGCCCAAAUCCCAGGUGGACUUCGUUCAAACGCUGCCGCGUCAAGCUCGCCUGGCCAAGAACAAUCAGACCACCAAGCUUUUUCCAGUGCACUCCCGCCAGAAGAGAGGCAAUCUAAACCAGAUCCCUCUGGAAUUGGUGCCUCAUCAGGUCUACCAUGUACGCAAGGGCUUCCGCUACCGCAUGAGGAUCAUCAAUGCUGAGUACCUCAACUGUCCUAUUGUUGUGUCCAUAGAUCACCACAAUCUUACGGCCAUAAACUCGGAUGGCUUCGAUAUCGAGGCCAUGGAGGUGGGCUCCAUAGUCACAUAUUCCGGAGAGCGCUUCGACUUUGUUCUCAAUGCCAACAUGGAUGUGGGAAACUACUGGAUUCGCUUGAAGGGCCUGAUGGACUGCAGCGAGGUCUUCACCUCGGCCUUCCAGGUGGCCAUUCUCCGAUAUGAGGGAGCUCCGGACGAGGAGCCCUCGGCAGAACUCAGCUAUGCCCACAAGGCGGACGGCAUCGAGCUGAAUGUGAUGAAUCGAGGUCCUGGAUAUCCGGACACCAAAACUGUGGCCGAGAUGCGAGCCCUGCCCAUCUAUGACCAUGUGUCUGGCAUAGACGAGGACACCCUCAAGCCGGAGGCCGACUUUAAGUUCUUUGUCUACUACGAUUUCUAUACGAAAAACAAUCCCGACUUCCACGACAAAGACCUCUAUGCCAUGGACAUGGAAAUGACCCAAGUGAACCGUCUCUACACUCCGCAGUUGAAUCACAUUACCUUGGACUUUCCAUCUCUGGCGUUGCUGCCUGCGAGGAGCCAGCUCAAGGAAUCGGACUUCUGUAACGAGACGAGCCUGGCGGAUCAGGGCAUUGAUUGCCGGACGGAGUUCUGCAAAUGCCACCAUGUGCUACAGGUGCACCUUGGGGCAGUGGUGGAGCUAAUCAUUGUGGACGAGGGCUUCCAGUAUUAUGCCAAUCAUCCGUUCCAUUUGCACGGCAAUGCCUUCAGAGUCAUGGGAUUGGAGAGGUUGGGAGAGAAUGUGACCGUCGAAAUGGUUAAACAACUAGACCAAUUUAACUUACUCAAACGCAACUUUCAUCAUCCGCCUGUGAAGGACACUGUGACCGUUCCAGAUGGUGGCUACACCAUCAUUAGAUUCGAGGCCUCUAACCCGGGAUAUUGGCUCUUCCACUGCCACAUUGAGUUCCAUGCUGAGAUUGGCAUGGCCCUGGUCUUCAAAGUGGGUAACGACGACCAAAUGGUCCCCGUUCCCGAGAACUUCCCCACAUGCGGAGAUUACAAUCCAGACGCCAAAUCGGAUGGACCCACAACUGACAUCACAGGACCAGGCCAGCCAACCACUGCAAGUCCUUCCAAUGCCGGAGGUGGCAGUUAUGGAUUGAAGCCCACUUUGGUUCUAAUACCUAUUUUCGUCCUUUUGCUGAAAUCCCUCGGAUAAUGGAUCACCCAGAAAGAGAGCACCCCAAACUUGCCAAACGAAAUUCAGAGAUUAUUUAUUGAAGACGAUGGUAGAACCUCGAGAUAAAGCCUAAUUUUUUCGUGAAAUUCUUUUUCUCUAGCAUUUGUAUAUAUUCCAUAGAACGCAUCGUUGUAAACUAAACAUCUGUGAUUGUCUAAGAAACCUAUUUGCAUAAGAAAUUAAAGAUAAACUAUUUCUAAAAAUAAAAACAAGUCGCUUUGAUCUUUCUGUCACAAUGAA